AUGGACGACCAUCACCCCAACGAGACUGCGGGCCCUAGCCGUAUGCGUACUGAUGAGACGAAGACGGGUGACCGUGUCGUCGCAUCCGUUCUUUGCGGCUCCACCGACAGCUUAUCAGUGGAAGAGAUGUCAGCUUCAAGGGACUCGCAGCCGGCGCUGGAUAAAGCGUUCUUCCCACUGUCUUCUUCAAAAACUUUUGCAGAUCCAAGUACCUGUGGCGCUGAGAAUACUCUCCAGCGGCCUGCGCAUUCAAAACUACUUCUCGAACCCCCCAUCCGCGACAUCUGGGAGCAGCUUGCCGUCGACAUAGUGGACAAAAAGGCCUGGAAAGUGGACAGUUUUGACUCCCUUACCUCGCUGGAUGCGUACUCCGAAGACGUCCGACAUUUCCCAGCCGAGGAUGAACGAAUACGUAUGAAGAAGCGAAGGGACGCCGCGCUGAGGCUGAGAUCCAGUCCGGAACGUUGGUCUCGGCUAGCGCUGGACGCGCUGAGAGAGUUGGCUACGGAUUCGUCUGGCCCCGCCGUCGCUACCUUGGUCGAAUCCGGCCUUCUUGCCGUUUUCAAGGACUUCGCUGUUCACACCCGCUAUUUCCAGGUCACGAAGAAGCUAAUGGAAUCGGCUGGCAUCACGGUGUUCGUGGCGGGUCACGCAUCUUCAUCUACCCACGACAUUGACAAGCUGGAUCCCAUCAUGCUCGCGGGCUACACCGACCGGUGGGAGGACACCAAGCGCACGGCACUGUGGUACUUGUGCGUCCACUCUCACUACUCGCUCAACACACACCACCAGCAGCACGAACUGUGGCACGCCGAAGACUCUGAUGAUAAGGAGAGGGAGCGUUGCAAAGCCCUGCCGGAGCUUCUCUGCGACAAGGCGUCCCGGAAAUUGCAGAAGGAGCUCAACGGCGUCGUGUCGCCCGACAUGUGGAGCGUGGAGGCGAAGUUCUACUUGGGAAUGCCCGAAGUGUGGUUGGAUCGCGUCACACGCAUGGCAAGGCAACUCGCCGAAAGAACGCCAUCCGGAGAGUCGAACGUCACAGUCACGUGAAUUCCUCGCUAAUUGGAAUUUAAUUAUUUCUCAAGUAAAUGACACACAAUCAUGUAAAGUUCCUCGGGGACGCUUGAAGUACGAAUAAACCAUC
Rhipicephalus sanguineus (brown dog tick) is the source of this 1144-nucleotide messenger RNA. RefSeq lists its product as uncharacterized. Bases 1 to 1050 code for a protein of 349 amino acids. The record is from RefSeq and is a predicted model, not a curated record. The transcript has 5 exons. NCBI's taxonomy places the organism in Eukaryota, Metazoa, Arthropoda, Arachnida, Ixodida, Ixodidae.